GAGUUUAUUACUCUUUGAUGGAAUUUUUUUUCUUCCAUCAAAUAGUAAGUUUUUCCAUGUGAAUCAACGUCAAUCCCUCAAUCUUAAACCUUUCUUUGAAAAGGUUUUAAAUCUCCUCUAUCGACUGAUUUGGAGUUUCUCAUUUUCUCAUUGUUUCCUCAAAUCUAAUUGUUGUGUGGAUUUCUUGACUCAUCAACGGAACCAUGCACCAUUGUUAUAUUAUAUAGAUCCAUUGCUCUUUCUUUAAAAGAAAAAACAUUUAUUUUUUUAUCUUUUACCAAAAAAACAAAACCUCUAUUCUGAAAAUGAUUUCUUGUCUUAAAUGUAUGUAUUGUUUGGUGAAUUUAACGUUGAACUUGGUGUGGAAAAAGACAAUAGGAUACUUUGUUGAAUUCACCCAAAAUGUCAUCUCUCCCUGAAGAACUAUGGAGCAGAAUUCUGGAAAUCGGAAUUGAAAAAAGCAGCUUGAGCUACAAGGAUCUCUGUUGCAUCUCAAUCUCUUGCCACCUCCUUCACCGCCUUUCCUCUGAUGACUCUCUCUGGAACGGCCUUAUCUCCUCCGACUUCCCUUCUUCUUCUGCUUCUUCUUUGGCUUCUUCUUCAAAAUCCCUUUAUAAAUUAAGGUUGGAGAGAGAGAAGGAGCGGCUUAGUCAUAUGGCGAGGAUUACAUAUCAUUACAUAUCUUGCCAUAAUCAAUCUUUUAAUGAUAGACUUUGCAGAUGGAGUAGAAGAGAAAGUAUUACGGUCCAUGAAACAGAAGAAGUAUUGUCUUCAGUUGGGGGUAAAAGAGAGACUACAAAAAUUGCAUGUGUGUACUUUUUUGUUUUGUUGGUAAAGACUUUAGUGUGUGUUCUAUUGAUUGAUAGUAUUGUUGUGAUUUGUUUUUGUAGAGAAGCCUCUGUAGCUUUGAAUGUAUGGCAACCCGAGGUUGUCCGGGGUAGGCAAAAACAGAUGGUGGAACAAUGUGGGAUGGAACACAGGCUCUGUACGCAACGUGUUUUGGGGUUGGAGAAGUCCUAUGUAAGUGUUGAUGUUAUCUAUUACAAAUUUUGGGGUUGGUGAAUUCCCAUGAAAGUUGCUAGUGUUACUUACACUAAAUUGUAUUCAGAGAGAUGAAAAGUGUAGGGCUUGAUAAUGCAAAGGAAGAGUUAGAAUCUUUGAAGUCUCAUCCUCUUCAGAACCAUAAGCCUGUCGGUGGAGGGGAAAAUGAACAUAAGGUCAAGCAGAAGAAGUUGAAAAGCUGCAAUGAUUGUGAGUCUGACGAUAAUUUCUCAAUUUGACCAAAAAGUCAAAAUUAUCUGUCUGUUGCCCAACAUGACUUGUUUUAUCCUCACUACGUUCCAAAUUGUAUGUCAUUUUAGAAAAAAUAUUUGUCCCAAAUUGUAUGUCGC
Medicago truncatula (barrel medic) is the source of this 1391-nucleotide messenger RNA. RefSeq names its product F-box protein SKIP24. The coding region runs from base 403 to 1062 and encodes 219 amino acids. Gene Ontology annotation, molecular function: protein binding. The transcript is spliced from 3 exons. Lineage: Eukaryota; Viridiplantae; Streptophyta; Magnoliopsida; Fabales; Fabaceae. The record is from RefSeq and is a predicted model, not a curated record.